Trypanosoma conorhini is the source of this 591-nucleotide messenger RNA. Its product is annotated as cyclophilin. The record is from RefSeq and is a predicted model, not a curated record. Gene Ontology annotation, molecular function: peptidyl-prolyl cis-trans isomerase activity. Gene Ontology annotation, biological process: protein folding; protein peptidyl-prolyl isomerization. Bases 1 to 591 code for a protein of 196 amino acids. The transcript has a single exon. Lineage: Eukaryota; Euglenozoa; Kinetoplastea; Trypanosomatida; Trypanosomatidae.
AUGUUCUCUCGCACAUACUUUUGGGCGCAGCGAAAGUUGCCGUUUUACCCCAUAAAUCCCAAGAAUCCGCUUGUGUUUUUUGAGAUUUCAAUUGGAUCCCAACCAGCGGGGCGAGUUGAGAUGGAGCUAUUCAAAGACGUCGUUCCAAAAACAGCCGAAAACUUUCGGGCGCUAUGCACUGGUGAGAAGGGUGUUGGGCGUUCUGGAAAGGCACUCUGGUAUAAGGGAAGCAAAUUUCAUCGCGUCAUUCCUCAGUUUAUGUGUCAAGGAGGGGAUUUUACAAAUGGGAAUGGUACAGGGGGUGAGUCAAUAUAUGGAAUGAAGUUCCCUGAUGAAUCCUUUGCUGGUAGAGCCGGGAAGCACUUUGGUCCCGGUACUCUUUCCAUGGCAAAUGCUGGGCCUAAUACCAACGGUUCCCAGUUUUUCAUUUGCACCUCAGCCACGGAGUGGCUGGAUGGAAAGCAUGUGGUCUUUGGCCAGGUCACUAAGGGCUACGAGGUGAUCGAAAAGAUCGAGACCAACGGUAGUCGCUCAGGGACUACGCGUCAGCCAAUUAUUAUUACGGAUUGUGGUCAGGUCAGUAGCAAUUAA